UAAACAAAUUUAUACUAUAAACAAGAAUAAUAAUAUUGAAUUUUAUUUAGGUAGAUUCCAAAAUUCGAUAAUAUGCGUAAUGACUAAAGCUGAGUAAUGCGUGUAGUGUGUACAUAACGAGUGUAAAUGUUACACGAAAAUCCAACACUCAGAACAUUUAAGACCAAAAUCGCUGUUUGCAUUAAGCUACUAUGUAACAGCCGUUGGUAGGUACUAGGUAGAUAGGUUGUAGUCUUUUUUUUCUAAACAAAAAUGAUUUUGACCGCCCCAACGAAUGUUGCAUCGAAAAAAUCUCAAUGCAUAGCACUCCUCGUACCCGUCUUUUUACCAGCAAUCCACAUACUGAUUUUGGAAAAAUUCUGGAGCGAUUUCAAUGUGAACGUCAACAAGGAGCACUGUACAUGUUCCUGUUGGGACACGGUGUUCAAAGGUCCUUACGAAGCGGGUGUUGCUAGAUAUAAGCAUAUGUACUUCAACGCUACAGACAACACGUUUAAAAUUUGGGUUAUUACGGCAGUUUGCACGAUUGUGUUGUACGAAUGUGUGAAAAACAUUGUCAGGCUAUGCUUUGACAAGCAGAUACGCUACAACAUGAUGUUGUUGUUUAUUCUGUCGAUGUUCUCUCACUAUUACUCGUGGUGGUCAUUUGUUAACUAUUGGAACGACGAUUUCUAUUCACAAUGGAAUCAUCAGAUAUUCUUCACUGUUACUGAACUGUAUUCUACAGGCAUUCUUUACACAAUAUGCGAUCGCAGAAAAGAAAUAAAGAAAUUCCAUUUGUUUUCUAUCAUUGCUGUGGGCUUAACACAUAUGUUAGCUGCUGGAUUUGAUCAGUUUGUUAUUAAUGUAAUUGGAGGAAGUGGAUUCGCACAUCAAGUGAUAAGAGAUCUCUUUUUGAUGAUACCAGAUAUAUUGAAUAUUAUUAUACCAUUAUUGGAAAUUAAAAAUCGAAGAUUAACCACCAAAAAUCGCUAUGCAGAUGAUCCAAGCAGUUUUAAAGAAAUAUUGUUACUAGUAAUAAUAGUGACCUCUGGGUUGAUUAUUGUUUCGUUACUUUAAUACACAUUUAUUUAUUUAACUAAUAAAUCCUAUGCAUAUAUUUAUA
Acyrthosiphon pisum (pea aphid) is the source of this 1105-nucleotide messenger RNA. RefSeq lists its product as uncharacterized. Bases 253 to 1059 code for a protein of 268 amino acids. The transcript is spliced from 4 exons. The record is from RefSeq and is a predicted model, not a curated record. NCBI's taxonomy places the organism in Eukaryota, Metazoa, Arthropoda, Insecta, Hemiptera, Aphididae.